CAAUUCCAGCAGCCCUGCUACCCCCAGAAGAGAAUCCCCAAUAACCCAGCCUCCUUUCUUCCCUUCCAUUGGGCUUUCUCUUUCUUUUCUUUUCCCUUUUCCCCCCCUUCCCUGACCCUCCACCCCAUUGAAAAAAACCCAGACACUCGUCCUCUUUUUAGCCCUGGGUCCCCCCUCCCCCCCUUGGCUUCCCUCUCUUAUGUGAAGAGCCCCCAUCCAUUGUUGCCACAUAGAAGGAGAGAGAGAUGUACAUUUUUAUGACCACGACUCCUUCUCUCCCCCUCGGCUGGUAAUUUUUUUUCUCCUCCUCCCCUGCCUGUCCUCAGCACCGUGACAGGGACGCGGAGAGGAAGAUGCCUCUGGAUGGGGACCAGGGAGAAGCCAGCUUUGCAAAGCCACAGAUUCCCAGAGAUGCCAGCCCAGGAGGCCCCGGGGUCCCGUUCGACCUGGAGCGGUUUCAGCCCUUCUGAUGUGUGCAGCUGACCGAGCGGCCCCCCUCCCUCCUCCGUCGCUCUCCCCCGUUCUUCUAGCUGGUUCUCUGCCGUGUUUAUUUAUUUCUCCCUUCUCCUUCCCUCGACCUGAGUCGUCUCCCCCUCCCCAGCACCCUGCUCCCCCCGAUCGAUGGUUUCCCACCCCUUAAGAUGCUAAGGCAGGGGCCGCUCAUCUUCCUGGCUGCGUCUAUGUCGUAUUUCAACCCGGACAAAGCCCUUGCAGCGCCGGUGGACCAGGGUCUCUCUCAGGGCCGGGUCCCUCUGGCUCCUCCCUAUGCCGUGGUCCUGAUCUCCUGUUCGGGUCUCCUGGCCUUCAUCUUCCUUCUCCUCACCUGCUUGUGUUGCAAACGGGGAGAUGUCGGGUUCAAGGAGUUCGAGAACCCAGAUGGGGAGGAGUAUUCGGGGGAGUACACGCCACCCGCUGAGGAGACCUCGUCCUCUCAGUCCCUCCCAGACGUCUACAUCCUGCCCCUCUCGGAGGUCACACUCCCACCUCCCAACCAGCAGAUACUUAAGACAGAUCUGGUAAAGAAUUUGGGUUUGAGCCGUCAACACCUCAGCUACCUGCAGGAGAUUGGCAAUGGCUGGUUUGGGAAGGUAAUCCUUGGAGAAAUCUUCUCGGACUUCACCCCAGCCCAAGUGGUGGUGAAGGAGCUGCGGGUCAGUACGGGGCCGCUGGAGCAGAGGAAGUUCCUGGCUGAAGCCCAACCUUAUCGAAGCCUCCAGCAUCCGAACAUCCUGCAGUGUUUGGGGCUGUGUACGGAGACCAUCCCCUUCCUGCUCAUCAUGGAGUUCUGCCAGCUGGGUGAUCUGAAGCGGUACCUGCGGGCACAGCGGAAGGGGGAUGGGCUGACCCCUGACCUGCUGACCCGUGACCUGGGCACAUUGCAGCGCAUGGCCUAUGAGAUCACCCUGGGGCUCAUGCAUCUGCACAAGAACAACUACAUCCACAGUGACCUGGCGCUCCGGAACUGCCUGCUAACCUCUGACCUCACUGUGCGUGUGGGGGACUAUGGCCUCUCACACAACAACUACCGGGAGGAUUAUUACAUCACCCCCGACCGGCUGUGGAUCCCCUUGCGCUGGGUGGCCCCUGAGCUCCUGGACGAGACUCAUGGGACCCUCAUGGUGGUGGAUCAGAGCAAGGAGAGUAACGUCUGGUCCCUGGGGGUGACGAUCUGGGAGCUGUUUGAGUUCGGCAGCCAACCCUACCGGCACCUCUCUGACGAGGAGGUUCUGACCUUUGUCAUCAAGGAGCAGCAAAUGAAACUGGCCAAGCCCCGCCUCAAGCUGCCCUACUCUGACUACUGGUAUGAGGUGAUGCAGUCCUGCUGGCUCCCAGCCCUGCAGCGGCCCACAUUGGAGGAGCUGCACUUGCAGCUGACGUAUCUGCUGACAGAGCGUUCCAAUGAGCAGGCGGAGGAGAGCUUCGAGUGGCGGUGGAACGCCUUGAAGCCCAAGCGCUCGCCUGUGGCCUCUCCCCCAGCAGGGGUUCCUCACCGUCAGCGUUCAGAGGAGAUCUCAGCCUACCCACUGUUGGAUGGAUUUCAGGGGGCUGACAUGGAUGAUAUCCUGACCGUCACUGAGAGCAGCCAGGGCCUCAACUUCGAGUACAUGUGGGAGAAGGCCCGGCUGGGGCGGUGGAAGGGCGCCCCUGCCUCUGGCCCCUCCUCAACCCCUGCUGCUCCACCCCACAGCCUGGAGUACCCACCCAGCAAUGGGGCGCUGGCUGUGCCGGGCACCAACCCCUUCUAUGAAGCUCCAGCACGGCAGACCCUUGAGACGCCCAGUGUGGUGCCUGUCAUCAGCGCCCGGAGCCCCUCAGUUAGCAGCGAGUACUACAUCCGGCUGGAAGAGCAUGGGACCAGUGAUGGGCCAGAGCGCUCGGUCUGCACCCCCAGCCCUGUCUAUGAGCGCCAGUAUGGGGUGCCUGGCUCCCCACUGGAGCCCCUGUUCCCUUCAGACUGGGACCCCAUCGAGGCUGGGCAGGGCACCCCACCGCUGUCCCGACACCCUCCCCGGCACCACCACCACCAUCACCACCACCACCACGCCCCACUUCUCCUGCAGGAGGGGCCGGAGACCUGGACUCCUGGCAGCACCAACCCUUUCCUAUCUGUAUCGCAGGAGCUGGGCUGCUGCGGGAACAACCCCUUCCGGGCCGAGGCGGGUGAGAUCCAGGAGACGUCCCUGACAGAGCCGCCCCCUGGGCCGGGGGGUGGCGGGGGGGAUGUCUUUCUGGGAGACUCCCUGCUCCAUGUCUACAGGGAGCUAGAGGACCAGCAGCGGAGCUGGGACUCAGACACGCUGGAGGAGAGGGGUGCUGGGGAGACGCUAGCAGGGGACCCAGCCGAGUACCGUUCCUCACCGCCCUGGGACCGGGAGCCCUCGUUGAUGGAAGACCAGAGCUCAGGUGGCAGCACGGAUGGGGAGGACAGGAGCAGUGGUGGGGGCGGGCGCCGCAGCCUCCUGCCUUGUCCUCUCUGCAGCCGGGGUGCCCAGUCACAUUGCACUUGUGCCGUAGCCCGGGCGGAGGUGGUGAGUGGCUGGAGCAACCACCCUGGCAUCCACCGGCCUCACCGCGACAGCUAUGGCACGGAGGACGACUCCUCACUCAAGGUGGAGCGGGGGUCGCUCUCCGACUGCCCCAUUCUACCCUCCAAGGACUUCCAGGGUGGGGAGGGUUUUCCCAGCAUGGGCGGGGCUGGCGAGGGUUUCCCCGGUGUGGGCGGGGCCACUCUACUGGUCCCGCCCCCUCCCGCCAAGGCUCUGCCCCCUUCCUUGGAGUUCUACGACCCACUGAUGGGGACGGCGGUGAAAAGCUACGACCUCCAGGACUACCCCAAGCGGGGCAAGGGGCCAGCGCCCCAGGAGACGGGGAGGCUGCCAGGGUCCCCUUUCCCCGGCAUGGCCGUCGGAUGCUGCAGCGUCAUUGUCCCAGUGGAGAUCCCACCGCUGUCCACACUGGCGGAGAGCGCCGAAGAGGAAACCAUCGCCAUCCUGCCCGAGGCCGCGGAAGGCUUUGCACCCGGCCCAGACGUGCUGGGCCUCAGUCAGGCCCCACCGGGGCGGCAGAGGGGCACACUGGACUCAGUGGACUCCCUGGACAUCCCCUCCAACACCAGCUCAUCAGAUGUUUGCAGCCCGGCCUCCCAUUACUCCUCACCGGGUCAGAAGUUCGGCGACAGCGGCUACGAGACAGAGAGCACCUUCUCCCCCGAGUUCAUCUUCAAGGAGGCCGAGGAGCAGCACGGGGACGAGGACGAGGAGGACGAAGAAGGCGAAGCAGGCGGCAAAGAUGGCACGACCCACCUGCCGCCCACGCCCAUCUCGGAAUCCACCAGCGACCUGACGCUGUCGGAGGAGGCACCGAGCACCGAGGAGGAGGCAGCAGGGAGGGAGCUGGGCCUGACCACUCCCCAUCGGGACUCAGCCUAUUUCUCAGACGGCGAGAUGGAGUGGGGGGCCCCAGUGGGGAAGCAGGAGGCCGAGGCCAGGGUGGGAGGGCAGGAGCUCGGCGUAGAAGAGCCUCCAGAAAGCGAUGGCGCCAUGCCACUGGCCCCAGUCCAACCACCAGCCAAGAUGGAGAACGGCUUUGUGGUACAAAUCUGCAAGGAACAGCUGCUGGUCUCACUGAGGGAGAAUGUCACCCGGAACUUGCUGAGUGGCCGCGAGGCCCCGGGGACCCCAGCAUCUGGGACCCCUGUCCUGAAGGACCAAGCUGUGAUCCAGCUCUGGGUGCUGGAGCCAGAGGUGGAGCCGAAGAUGCCAGAGGUGGAGUUGAAGGUGCCAGAGCAAGGGCCAAAGACGCCAGAGCAGGGGUUGAAGGAGGCCAAGGAGAAAGAGGAGGAGGUGGUGGCUGGAAACGAUGGAGAGGCCCCAGGCAGCCACCUGCCACUGGGCAAGGAGGAAGAGGAGGUGGAGGAGGAAAAGCAGGAGGGGGAGGGUGGCAUAGAGGAGGUCGACGGGCAGCCUGCAGAGCAGGAGGGACCGGAGAGCAAGGAGAUGCGCCCGGACAGCCAGGCAUCGCUGGAGCAGAAGAAGGAGGCCCCAGCACCAGUCCCCGAGGAGGGCAGCAAGGUGUCUCAGCAGCCCCGGCUGCACCUGGACUUCAGCCCAACCGUGAAUCAAGGCAGCUUGGACAUCAAGGCCAAGGUGUCCCGCCUGUCCCUCUCGCUGCCCCCUCUGACCCUGCAGCCCUUCCCCAGCCCGGGGGGGCGGAAGCCCUUCUGGGAGGGGGCCAAGGAGGGCUGCGGGGGGCUCCCGGUGGAGGAGGAGCAGGAGGGGGGCCCGCGGGAGGCCCUGGGGCUGGGCGAGGAGGAGGAGGAGGUGGACGAGGAGGUUCUGGGGGGCGUGGGCGUCCCCAUCGUGGUCAGCGAAUUGGACGACGGGCGCAACUUGCGCGGCCUCCUCAAGUCACCGCGCUCGGCCGAGGAGGCCGCGGAGCUGGACCGUAAGCGCAAGAUGGUGUCCUUCUUUGAUGACGUCACUGUCUAUCUGUUUGAUCAGGAGACGCCAACCAACGAACUGAGCUCCCAGAGUGCCCCAGAGAGUGAUGGCGCCAACAGCAUUACGCCAGGCACCGCCGGGGAGCCGGGUCUCGAUGCCUUCUCACCUGCUGAUGGCUUCAGUGGCAGCUUUGAGUGGGAUGAUGACUUCCCGUUGAUGGCCCAGAACCCAUCCUUUGUCUCCAUGGUGACGGACCCAGGCACGCUGCCCUCACCCAUGCCACCCCCCUCAUUGCUCCCAGCCAAGGGGGCCGAGCCCAGCAUCAUGGAUGCCCUGCGCUUCUCCCGCUUCACUGUCUCCCCAGCCCUUGAGCCCCACCUACCCCCCCGUGAGGCUGAGUUGGCGGCCACGGCCAACCCAAUUGAAAACUGAGAUGGGGUCCCCCCAUUGCACCACAGGGCUCCCCUCAGCCCAGCCAUGACCGUCUGUAGCAGGGAGCGGCAACACGCAUGUGCCAGGCAUGUUAUGUGGGGGUACAUGUCCCAUCCAGGGGCUGGACUCACCCCCAAAGGACACAUCACCGCUGAGCCACAGGGGGCUGGCUCUGAAACAGAGACUGAAAAGGCUGGGACAUGUCCCAGAGGACCGGGGCAUCCAACUGUCCCUGGCGCAGAUCUUUCAGUACCCAUGGGACUGGCUGCUCUGGACAAUUAUGUUUUUUUACUGUGACUCAGAUGUGGGAGGGGGCAAAACCAGCUUGCAGGGGGGUGGGGAGGGCUCAUGCUGCUGAAUGUAUCCCUGGGGGCCCUGCUCCCACAGUUCACACCUCCACCCCCACCUGCCACCUCCCCUGACAUUGAUAGUCUGUCUUGUGCCAAACCUAAUCUCGGGGUAGCU
Messenger RNA from Alligator mississippiensis (American alligator), 5837 nucleotides. It is a transcript of the gene LMTK3, whose product is annotated as lemur tyrosine kinase 3. Gene Ontology annotation, biological process: protein phosphorylation. Lineage: Eukaryota; Metazoa; Chordata; Crocodylia; Alligatoridae. The transcript has 15 exons. The coding region runs from base 642 to 5372 and encodes 1576 amino acids. Gene Ontology annotation, molecular function: ATP binding; protein kinase activity. The record is from RefSeq and is a predicted model, not a curated record.